AUGUGUGACGAAGAUAUCGCAGCUCUGGUCGUGGACAAUGGAUCCGGAAUGUGCAAAGCUGGAUUCGCUGGCGACGACGCUCCGCGUGCUGUGUUCCCCUCGAUCGUGGGUCGUCCUCGACAUCAGGGCGUCAUGGUUGGAAUGGGACAGAAGGACUCCUACGUAGGAGACGAAGCCCAAUCCAAGAGAGGCAUUCUGACCAUCAAGUAUCCUAUUGAACACGGUAUAGUGACAAAUUGGGACGAUAUGGAGAAAAUAUGGCAUCACACAUUCUACAACGAGCUGCGUGUGGCUCCCGAGGAGCACCCCGUUCUGCUCACCGAGGCUCCCUUGAACCCGAAAGCAAAUCGGGAGAAGAUGACUCAAAUCAUGUUCGAGACUUUCAACGUGCCCGCGAUGUACGUCGCCAUCCAAGCCGUACUUUCCCUGUACGCUUCUGGUCGUACAACCGGUAUCGUUCUCGACUCAGGAGACGGUGUUUCCCAUACCGUGCCCAUCUACGAGGGUUACGCUCUUCCCCAUGCCAUUCUCCGUCUCGAUCUUGCCGGUCGAGACCUCACCGAUUACCUGAUGAAGAUCCUCACCGAGCGUGGUUACUCUUUCGUCACCACCGCUGAACGUGAAAUCGUCCGUGACAUCAAGGAGAAGUUGUGCUAUGUCGCCCUGGACUUCGAACAGGAAAUGGCCACCGCAGCUUCAUCUUCCUCCCUCGAGAAGUCGUAUGAACUCCCCGACGGACAGGUCAUCACGAUCGGUAACGAGCGUUUCCGUUGUCCUGAGGCUCUCUUCCAGCCUUCCUUCAUCGGAAUGGAAUCCUGCGGUAUCCACGAGACCUGCUUCAACUCGAUCAUGAAGUGCGAUAUCGAUAUCCGCAAGGACCUGUACGCCAACACUGUCUUGUCCGGUGGAACCACGAUGUACCCUGGAAUUGCUGAUCGUAUGCAAAAAGAAAUCACUUCCUCCCUCGAGAAGUCCUAUGAACUUCCCGACGGACAGGUCAUCACGAUCGGUAACGAGCGUUUCCGUUGUCCUGAGGCUCUCUUCCAGCCUUCCUUCAUCGGAAUGGAAUCCUGCGGUAUCCACGAGACCUGCUUCAACUCGAUCAUGAAGUGCGAUAUCGAUAUCCGUAAGGACCUGUACGCCAACACUGUCUUGUCCGGUGGAACCACGAUGUACCCUGGUAUCGCUGAUCGUAUGCAGAAGGAAAUCACCUCCCUCGCUCCCUCGACCAUGAAGAUCAAGAUCAUCGCCCCGCCCGAGAGGAAGUACUCCGUCUGGAUCGGUGGAUCUAUUCUCGCCUCCCUCUCUACCUUCCAACAGAUGUGGAUCUCCAAGGAGGAGUACGAUGAGUCUGGACCUGCCAUCGUGCACAGGAAAUGCUUCUAAGGACGCCGGUGAAUUGUUGGACUCUGUCAUCCGCAUCAGGAAACUUCGUCAUCCGCAUUCCGAAGGCUGCGAAGAGCUUCACGUCUCUCCGCCUUUUGCGGCUUCACGACCGUCACGGCUUACGUACACUUAUCUUGUAUAUUCGUGGGCAUUCCUCCGAUUCGAGCAGAUGCCGAAUCAACCAACAGGAUGCCGUUCCCCAUGAAGCGGUGAAUGUGUUAUGCAAGAUGUGAAAUAAAUUUUGGCACCGCCCAGUAGGUGCGAUUCGACUG
This is a messenger RNA of Galendromus occidentalis (western predatory mite), 1658 nucleotides long. Its product is annotated as actin-5C. The transcript has 2 exons. The record is from RefSeq and is a predicted model, not a curated record. The coding region runs from base 1 to 1386 and encodes 461 amino acids. NCBI's taxonomy places the organism in Eukaryota, Metazoa, Arthropoda, Arachnida, Mesostigmata, Phytoseiidae.